This is a messenger RNA of Trichobilharzia szidati, 3302 nucleotides long. NCBI's taxonomy places the organism in Eukaryota, Metazoa, Platyhelminthes, Trematoda, Strigeidida, Schistosomatidae. The record is from the annotation of a GenBank genome assembly.
ACUCAUUAACCGCUUCAUUCAGUUACGAUGUCUUUGCUGGGGUCAGUUGCUUUUAGUUUUCUGAAUUUGAGGUGUGGGUGACCUAUUUUCGUAUUGCACAGUGCCUUAAGUAAAGUGUUAUUAACUAGGUUAUCCGAACAUUGAAUUGCGUGAAGAUAAUCAGCUCCUAGUAGUAUUUAGGGUUAAAAUUAACUCAUGUAAGAUACUUGGGCUGUAUGAAUGUUUUGCCUUGAGAAAAAAGUGGUUUGAGGUUUCGGACCUAUACAUCUCUGUGUACUGGCUUGUAUUUUACCCCUUUGGUCUUUUUUUACACAAUUAAAUGUAUGAAGUCAGUUAAAGUUUGAAAACUGUUGGCCCGUUGUACAUGUACUAUUUGUACAUCAAGAAUGUAUAGAAUUCUAUUAUCCGGUCGUUAUUCGUCUGCAUAUUUAAACGCCUGUUGUCCUUAUACUGCCGGCUAAAGCAAAAUAAUGGUUCAUAUGCUGGUAUUGAGAACAUUCACGUAGCCACCAGUUCAUGAUUACUAGAACUUUCUGGCGUGGUAACAAUAGUGCGUAAACCUUUUCUGUGGUUUUAAAAGUCUGUACACACGUUAUGUGAUUAUUCAUUUGGUUUACAGUUCAGUUUAUGAAACUGGUCACGCUUCACAUUGAUCAUGAUCCCUCUUGUAGCACAUUGUUUAAUUCUCGGUGAAGAAACCUCCCAGCCUUUGAAGUAUCUCAGUCGCCUGCUUGAUGCUUGUGAAUGUUAGUGAUCAGUAGUGCUACCGAUAAACUAUCGGAAAUUUUAGUCUUUUCAAUUGUUUUUUCUUAUGCAGUAUCUAAUCACAUUCAGCAAACUUCCUGCGCGUGUUCUGUGUGGUGCACUUAUGUUCUACCUGCAAAUGAAUGCAUUUUUCUCCCUAUUUACUCACCUAUUUGCAAGCACUACAAUAUUCAGCUACUAGUGUGCUAGAUUAUCACUUUCAAUUAAACCAGAACAGGAGGCCUUUAUUUAAGCCUUACGGUUAGUCUAAGCUGAAUCAGGCCGUCGAAUUUUGCUAUUUACAUGUGUCCGUUUCGACUGUAUGUUAUGCUAAGAUCUUUCGUUUCUAAGUUUGUUGACUCAUUUGAAAGCAUUCAAGUAUUCCAUUUUUACUGCGUUCAUUAUGCGAGACUCAGGGUUUGGCAGAGAUUUUAUUUUGCAGGGUCAAGAUAACCUCAUGAAGUAUAAAUAUAUGUAAACAAGUCAGUUGCACAAUUCAUCAUACUUUUCAUAUAGGAUACGCUGUUAUCACUUCCUAGACAAGUUUUCUUUGUUCUUGAGUAUGUUAUGAAACGGAGUCUUUACGAACAAGCAUGCUGCGUUCCUAUUUCGUCACUGGUGAUAAGCUUCAUUACCACUGUUCUGAAGAUGCUUCAGGUCCUAACAUGGUGUCUUGCUAUAUCGUGAAUUCGGGUGCUUUAUAAGAUGAAUUGAGAAUGGGUGGAGUAAGAUUCUUGAGAAAAGACGAAAUUCACCACUGCUAGGGAGAUUUCCAGCUCAUUAGAUUGGAACCUUGAGACCACAGCUACCAGCUCCAGUUCAGAAGAAUGGAGAUGACUAUGGGACUGCUCUGAAUUUAAAUGUAGGUUCAAGAGUACUUGUCGCCAAGUCAACAAUCCCGCCGUACGGACACAGAAAGAAUUGGGUACCACGCACUCAAGAGGAUUUUCUAGAUGGAGGGGCAUUUCCGGAAAUUCAUGUCCCCCAGUAUCCUCUUGGAAUGGGACAAGAAAAAAAUUUAUCAAAUGCCCUGGUUAUGAAAACUGACAAAGAUGGAAGGAUAAGAUACGAUGAACUUGUUCGUCAAGGACAUAGCAAAGAUAGGAUCAUCUAUUCUAAGUUUUCGGACUUACUACCCAAAUCUAUUGAAGACGAUGAUCCUGAGCUGAGUAAACCCAGUCAGGAAGCAAUUGAAGAGACAACAGAAAAAACACGGAAAGCCUUAGAAUCACUAGUCGAAAUGAAAGUGGCUGCCGCUGCACCUGUUCGUCGAGCAGAGAAAACAAAUCCUGCUGAAUACAUUCGUUAUACACCUUCACAACAAGGAGCUGCCUUCAAUAGUGGAGCCAAACAACGCCUUGUUAGAAUGGUGGAGAUGCAGAAAGACCCCAUGGAGCCUCCCAAAUUCAAAAUCAACCAGAAGAUUCCCCGGGGACCUCCUUCUCCACCACCACCUUUGAUGCACUCCCCGGCAAGGAAAGUCACCGUUAAGGAACAACAAGACUGGAAGAUUCCUCCGUGCAUUUCUAAUUGGAAAAAUCCAAGGGGAUAUACCAUACCGUUAGACAAACGAGUUGCUGCAGAUGGUCGUGGACUUCAAACAGUUCACAUUAAUGAGAACUUUGCGAAAUUAGCAGAGGCACUUUAUACGGCAGAUAGAAAAGCUCGUGAAGCUGUAGAAAUGAGAGCACAGAUUGAAAGAAAAGUUGCCCAAAAAGAGAAAGAACGAAAAGAGGAGCAGCUACAAAGAAUCGCUCAGCAAGCUCGUGAAUCUCGAGCUGGUCUUCGUAGACCUGGUGCAGUGGAUGGUGAAGAUGCUGAUCCUGGUUUGAAUGAUCGUGAAGAAUUGAGACGUGAUCGUGCAAGAGAUCGUGCUCGAGAAAGGAAUCUAGCUCGUGCUAACACAGAGACUAAAGCUAAGCCUGAAAAAGACAAAGAUCGGGACAUUAGUGAGCAAAUUGCACUCGGGCUUCCUAAUCCUCGGUUUAAUGCAACAAGUGAAAGUCAGUUUGAUCAGAGGCUUUUCAACCAGUCUAGGGGUUUGGACUCAGGUUUUGCAGGAGGCGAGGAUGACCUUUACAACAUUUACGAUAAACCGUGGAGAGGAGACUCAGAACUUGGAACUCACAUAUACCGUCCACGUCAAAAGGAUAAUGACGCUUAUGGUACAGAUCUUGAUGCACUAAAGAAAACCAAACGCUUUGUUCCUGACCGUGAGUUUUCAGGAGCUGACCAUUCUCGCCGAUUGGAUGGUCCAGUUCAGUUUGAACGAGAUGAAGAGGAUCCCUUUAAUCUCAGCAAAUUUUUGUCCAAAGUCAAGAAGGCAGAAAAGCGGCCAGGGGAAGGUGCGUCAGGAGCAGAUGUUAGCAAUCGAGAUACUACUCAUCGAAAGAGGGAUCGCAGAGAUUAGAAAUACUUAACUUUCAUAUAUUGUAUAUAUUGUUUUCAACGAUAUACUUUGCACAGUAGUUUUUGGCUUCGUGUUGGCCAUCAUAUUAACUAAGUUUAACUGUGAUGUAUGAAUACUUCAAAAUAUAUGUACAGCUGAAGUCACUUUU